CAUCUACAGUAACAAUAUAAUAACUUUAUUCUUCCUUGCGUAAAGAUAACCUCUUUGAUGAAAAUAUUGUAAUAUUAUUUGAAACAAUGGAUAUAUUAUUAUUAAUACUUUGUGUAAUAAUUAUUACACUUUUAAUAACCGCACUAACAAUAUAUCUUAGUCGAAAUAGAGCUAUAGACAAAGAAAGACCUAAUGUUCAGGAUCAUGCUGUUGAACGUCGACAAGUUAGACGAAUAGUCGGUAAUAGAAAUGUUCGUCAUCGUUUACAUGCCGGAACAAAUGAUCAUAUAAAUGCAAAUGAUAAUGGACAAUUAGAGAAUAACGAAGUUGAAAUAGAUACACCUAUUGAAGUAUCUGAUGGUAAAAUUGGUGCUAAGAAACGUGCAAAAUUAGCAGCCAAAGCUGAAAAGAAAGUGCAAAGGGAAAUGGAUAAGGUUGAACAGGAUAAACGUAAAAAGGAAGAAGAAAAGCGACAGAAAGAGAGGGAUAAACAACGUGAAGAGGAACAUGAUGAAGAAAUGCGUAAAGAGGAGGAAGCUAGAAAACUUAGAGAAUUAAAGGAAAAACAGGAACACGAGGAAUAUUUAAAAAUGAAAGAGAUGUUUAGCGUAGAUGAGGAAGGUUUUCAAGAGGAUCAAAAUGUUUUAUUAGACGACAUUAUGGAAUAUAUAAAAUUAAAGAAAGUAAUAUAUUUGGACGAUGUGGCUGCACAUUUUUCACAAAAGACAACAUUCGUCGUCGAUAAGAUUUUGGAGUGGCAAAAAACAGGCGAUUUAACCGGAGUAAUAGACGAUCAAGGAAAAUUCAUUUAUAUUACAGAAAGUGAAUUAGAUGCAGUUGUAAAAUUUAUUAAACGACGUGGUAGAGUUAGUAUCACAGAACUUUCUGAACAUUCGAGUACAUUAAUAAAUAUAGGUUCGAAUUAAACUAUAUCCAUAAUGACAUAUUUACAAAUUAAAAAAAAAAAUAUAUUAAUCUUUUAGAAAUUUAAUGAUUAGAUGAUUGAAAAAAAAAAAAGAAAAAAAAGGAAAGAAAAGAUUUUUGCAAUUUAAUGGAAUCAUCAAUAAAAGUCGAAAGAACGAAAUCGAUAUGGAGGAAUGUUAUGCAAAAAAAAAAAAAAAAAAAAAAAAAAAAAAAAAAAAAAAAAAAAUAAAAUUAUAAUUAUUUUAAUUAUUA
Messenger RNA from Vespa velutina, 1176 nucleotides. It is a transcript of the gene Ddrgk1, whose product is annotated as DDRGK domain-containing protein 1. The record is from RefSeq and is a predicted model, not a curated record. Bases 87 to 926 code for a protein of 279 amino acids. The transcript has 2 exons. NCBI's taxonomy places the organism in Eukaryota, Metazoa, Arthropoda, Insecta, Hymenoptera, Vespidae.